UGAUGACAACAUCAUGAUAUCCAUUUGGUUAAAAUUGAUAAAAACUCCACUAUAUUCCAUACUUUAUACUCCAUUGGAAAAUAAUUCGCUCAUAAGACUGUAAUCAUAUUCUCUCGCACAGGCGGCGCAGCUGACAGUUGGAGGAUAAUCCCUACCUUGCCGUUAUCGUAAUCCCUCGAGGUCCUAUACAAGCUGCAGACUGCAGAGCAAUCCGGCGCUCCCAUGCGUCUGGAAGCCAAGGAUGCAUCCCUGCUGCUCAUCAGCCUCACCGUCGCCGCAUCCUGCAUCCUCCUCGGCCUGUACCUCCGCGCCCAACCUGAUCCUGAGCCAUCCAAGAACGCACUCGAUGAAGAAUCCAUCGACUUCAUCCUGCUGGGCGCAACAGGUGAUCUCUCCCUGCGCUACGUGCUCCCCGCGCUGCACCACUUCCUCCCCACCUUCCCUGCCCCCUUCACGCUGUACCUGGCCAGUCGCCAGGAGCCUCACGAGCUGCAUGAUCACCUGCACGUGAAACUGCAGAAGGGGAAGGAGCUGCUGGAAAAAGCCGUGGUGCUGCGUCUGAAGGAUGACGACGAUUACGCCCGCUUCUGCGCCAGUCCGGAUAAGGGCACCCGCCGCAUCUUCUACCUGUCCAUUCCCCCCGCGGCCUACGCCGAGACGGUGCGGCUAAUUGCGCGCCACUGCGGGGCGGGCGUGCGGAUCGUGCUGGAGAAGCCGUUCGGGCUGGAUCACGCCACGGCGCUGCAGCUCUUCUCUGUUCUGCACAUGUUCGUCCAGCGCGAUGCCUUCUACCUGGUCGAUCACUACAAAGCCAAAGAAGCCGUGCUGGCCAUCCCGCAUUUCUUCCACCUUAACCCGCAUCUACGCCCCCUCCUCCAACCACCCCACCUGCAGCGCCUCGACGUGGUGAUGAACGAGACGGAGGACGUCGCACAGCGUCUGGCCUUCUUCGAGGAGGUGGGCGUCAUCCGCGACGUGGUGCAGAACCAUCUCAUGGAGAUCCUCACCGACCUCCUCAUCGAAUCCGGCCGCUUCCCCUCCAAACCCGCCAUCCUCUCCCAGCUGGCGGUGACCCGCCUGCACACGGAGCAGUACAGCACCUACAUCCAGGAAGCGGCCGCCCACCACCGCCGCCCGGACUACCGCUCCCCCACCGCCACCUUCAUCCAGGCGGAGAUGACCCUGGCCCCCUGGGACGGCGUCCGCAUCGUGGUCAGUGCCGGGAAGAAACUCGCCCGCAAAAUCUCCAUGGCACGGAUUAUUCUGGACGUCGGGGAGGUGCUGUUUGUCACCGCCGGCGCGUUGGAGGGCGUGAAUUACCCGGCGGUGAUGUACCGCGGGGAAUUGGGAACGGUGCUGUGUCCGCUGGGAGAGGCGGGACGGGUGCGGGUGCGGCUGGAGGAGGAGACGGACUACUGGGUGUGUCCGCUGGGAAGCGGGUUCCGCAACGCCUACGAAGCGGUGAUUCGGGAUGUCUGCGGCCGGCAGUGGAGCGCGGCGGUGCAGUUUGAGUUUAUCCUCCACUCCUGGCGUCUCUGGGAUCCCUGGACCGGUGCACAAACGCCUUCCGGUGGUUAAGUCAUGGCUUAUCUGUUUUUAGAAAUUUAGAGCAUAUAUUUUUACAUUUAAUAGAUUUUUUAUUGCCUUUCAGAUCAUAUUUUUUAUAUAUUGAUUUUUAUUUUAUUUUAAAUGGUUUUAUUGGUGUCAGCACAAUGCUGUGAUUUUGAUCGGCUGCUUGAUGGCGUUUUUGUGAAGCCGUCUUGAAAAUGGGAGGAAAUUGAGCAUUUUGAUUGUUGAAUGAGCGGCGCAGCGCGAGCUGCAUGGGUGCCAUUUGGCCCGCUAACAGCCGGGCGGAAAACGCUGAAUGGGCGUCUUAAUGUCCGCCGAAGUCGGCCAAUGCCGGCCGAUCGAUCAUUUUUCCGCAAUUAAAUGCAAUU
Molecule: messenger RNA, 1937 nt
Organism: Paramacrobiotus metropolitanus
Lineage: Eukaryota; Metazoa; Tardigrada; Eutardigrada; Parachela; Macrobiotidae
Product: GDH/6PGL endoplasmic bifunctional protein-like
Exons: 2
Coding region: 223-1578 (451 amino acids)
Biological process (GO): pentose-phosphate shunt, oxidative branch; glucose metabolic process
Cellular component (GO): endoplasmic reticulum
Molecular function (GO): glucose-6-phosphate dehydrogenase activity; NADP binding
Source: RefSeq, a predicted model, not a curated record